ACACAUUAUGUUUAUGUAUUAAAAACAGAAAGUAGUUAAAAAAAAAAACAAAAAAUAAUUAUUUAAUCAUUUAUAAUUAUUUAAAUUUGUGAACACAAUAAUUUUUAUUUUAUUAGGUAAGUACAUCGCAGAUUACUUAUUAUAUUUUGAAACUUCAAAUUACAUGUUUUUUACCUAUUUUAAAUUAUAUUGCAAUUCAACACAUCAAAAUGGGACUAAUGACUGUUUUAAAGAAAAUGAAACAAAAGGAAAAAGAGAUGAGAAUUUUAAUUUUGUAUCCUUUUCAAAAUAUAUAAUAUUUUAUCUAAUGAUACCUAUUAUUAAAUAACUGAUAAUAUUUCAAUUUGCACUCAAUCUCUGAUAUUUUAGUUAAAACAACAAAUUUGUUAAAUUGUACCAUGUAAAAUAUUGAUGAGUUUUGUUAACAUUUAAACUAUAUUUGUUAGAUUAACCUUAAUAAUUUUAAAUAGAGGUUUAGAUAAUGCUGGAAAAACAACAAUUCUAAAAAAAUAUAAUGGAGAGCCAACCAAUACUAUUGAACCAACAUUGGGUUUCAACAUCAAAACGCUAGAGCAUAAAAAGUAAUUACUUUUAAAAAUUUUAAAUCUAUUCACAUUCAUUACCUAGACAUGUUUUGUAAAAAGGCUGAUCAUAUUUAUGUUCAAAACAUAUUAAAAUGGUCAUAUUACAUAUACUCAAUAAAACUUUCAUUAAAAUAACUUAUUUUUCAUAAAUAUAUUUAUUCUAAAAUUGUAUACUUAGUAUACACAUAGGUACCUAUGUACACAGAUAAUUAUAUUAUAUUUUUAUAAUUGUUUUAGUUUAACUUGUAUAACAUUGUACAAUUUUUUUUGUUUCAGUUUUAAACUCAAUGUUUGGGAUGUUGGUGGCCAAAAAUCAUUGCGUUCAUAUUGGCGUAAUUAUUUUGAAAGUACUGAUGGUCUCAUAUGGGUGGUUGAUAGCGCAGAUAAAAGACGAUUGAGUGAUUGUACAGCUGAAUUGCAUAGUUUAAUCGAAGAAGAGGUAAAAAAUUAAGAUACAUUAUAUUAAAUCCAUUAACCACUAUUUUCAGUUUAUUAAUUAUAAAUGAUGUUUCACCUUUAAUUUAAAAAAAUUGUAUUAUCCCCUUAUACACGAAUGGUGAUAAAUAAAGAUGUUGAAAUUGUAGAUCGAUUUCUUUAACCUUAUUCAUCUUAAGAAUUUUUGAAAUAUGUUUAAAAACUAGGUUAUUAUGUUUACUAAACAAUCGCAAUUUUUUUUUCGAGUAACCAAAUUUGUUUUUUGGUCAAAAAGAUCUACUACAGAUACUUUUAUACUUUUUUCUGAUUCCGUCUAUGCUAGUUUAAAAAAUGUGUUUGAUUCGAUUGUUUAUGCACUUUUGAUAGAUUAAUUGGAAUACUGUAGUACUUAAGGAAAUGCUUCGGAUUUAAUUAUUUCAUACAUAAUGAAUAGAUUACAGGUACUGAAAAUCAACUAUGAAUAUAGCAAUAAUCUAAUAACUAAACACAAAGUCCCUUAUAGUACUGUUCUAGGACUGAUUCUAUUUAGCUUGUUAAAUCUAAAUAUAAAUGGAACUAUUUUUUUUAUACUGAUGAUACGAUAAUUUUAGCAAAAGCAAACAGUAUGAAUGAGUUAAAGGAAUUGUCUAUUUCCUAUUUAAAAAUAGUUGAAAAUUGAUUAGACAUUAAUGUGUUAGAGCUUAAUUAAAAUAAGUCUAGGUAUAUAUAUUUUCGUUUGUCAAAUACAACUCUUAACUUUACAGAACCUUUAGUGUUUCAUAUCUUUGAUUGCUUAUAGUUGAAUAACUGUUUAGUGUUCAUGCUUACGCAUUAAACAAUUUAAAUAUUGAAGUAUUUAAGUAUUUGGGAGUUAUGGUUGAUGAAAAAUUUAAAUGGUCAAAUCAUAUUAUAUACAGUGUAUGACCACCUUAAUUCCUAAACGUGUUUAUAUUUUUAAAAAUUUAAGGUAUUCUGAGUCCUUAGUUACUUAAAAUAGUUUAUUUUUACUUGCGCAUCAAGUGUCACGUCUUGUGAUCUUAUUGAUUACACUGUAUGGGUUAAGAAAAAUAAUUGUUCACAAUCCUAGAUUGUAUCCUACAACUAACCUGAUUUCUGAUUUUAGAGUAUUAAACUGUUUAUUAUAAAAAAAAUAAUCUUAAAUCUAUUUAAAAUUGAUAAGACAAUAUUUAAACCACAGCAUGUUUACAAUACCCAAUUAAAGACAUUAAGUAAUUUAAAAAGUAUAAAAGUUAUUAAAAUACAUGGGAAAUACAAUACAGUUAAUACUAGAAUUGAUUUAUGUAGAAAAUUAAAUAUUGAUAUCAUUAAAUUUAAAAUUAGAUCAGUGUUUAUUAAAUAUUUGUGUACUUCAGAUUUAAAUAAUAAUAUUUAAUCCUAGUUCGCUAUGAAUUGUAUGAACAGAAAUGAAUUUUAAGUUUUUUCGGAUUAUCAGGUGUUUUGCCUUAUUUCAGAUGUGCAAUAAUUUUUCAUUUUCUCCAGAUUUUGGGAAUUAGUUGUGGAAUUGUGAUAAUUUUGAAGAAAUCUAAAAACACUUUUGACUAUUAGUUCAAAAUGUAAAACGUCUUAUUGUUUUUAAUUUGUCUAUGUCAUUUCAGAGUUCUGUUGCUGAGUAUAAAUCGUUGAGUACAUAUUCUCUUUCUUUAAGUACAUAUACAUAAGUUUUUAAGUACCUAUACACAAGUCUUUUAGUUACUUAUACACAAGUAUUUAAGUACAUGUAUAUAUUCUUUGAGGUUAUUUUAAAGGUUUUGGGAGUUGGCCCUAAUAAGGGUCUUAUUUUAGAUAGCAUUUUGGACUUGUGGUUGUCUGGGUGUAUAGAGAUUUUAUUGGACAUCAUAAAUAUCUAAGUAAUAUACUAUGAUUUUCUAUUUGCAUGAUGGUAUCUUUAGACAUAAGAAAUGUUUCCCUGAGGUACACUACGAAGAAGUAACGCACCAUUGUACAUCAACAUAUCAAUUUAUUUUUCAUAUUGAUAUAUUAAAGAAUAUUUUGGUCAUUAAUAUAAAAUUCAUAAUAUUGAUAUGUUAAAGUAAUGUAACUUUUAUGUUUUCAGAGAUUAGCUGGAGCAACACUAUUAAUAUUUGCUAAUAAACAAGAUCUACCGGGUGCUUUAUCUGCAGAAGAAAUAAAAGAGGUAUAUUUUUUUAAAAAUUAAAAUACAUUUUCGUUGAAUUUUGAAAGUUUGAUUUAUAUAGUCAAAUUAAAUAAAUAUUUAUGGAUUACUCAUUAUAUUAUACUUUUAUUGAAAUUUAGGUGUUACAGUUAGAUCGUAUUAAAACUCAUCACUGGAAAAUAAUACAUUGCAGUGCAUAUACUGGGGAAAACUUAUUGGAAGGCAUUAACUGGAUGGUUAGUGAUAUUUCUGCCAGGAUAUUUACACUUGAUUAAGACUAGCGUGUUCAUAUUGUUCAAAUUAAAAAUUAUUUUAUUUGUUCUGCAAAUCAUGUUUAAAUAUUGCUUUAUCAAGACAUAUUUAGAUGUACUGAUUUUUAUUUUUUUAAUUUAACUAUUGUCAUGUAUGUGUAUUUAUGUACUUACUAAGUAAAUAAACAAGUAUACUUAUGUGUAGCUACUAUAUACACAAUAUUUAAUAUAUGUAUAUAUGUACAUAUAUGUAUAUUAUCUACUCGAUGGUAUGGCCAAAUAAGCCAUGUCAAUAGUUUAAUUCAAUGAGUAGAAUAUAAUAUAUUUUAGUUUUCAUUUUACUGAAUUAUGUACUAAUGUCUACUAAUAUCUGUAUUACUUAUACUCUAUUAAGAGUUCAUAACAUGAUUACUUUUAUAUCUACCUG
Molecule: messenger RNA, 3810 nt
Organism: Cinara cedri
Lineage: Eukaryota; Metazoa; Arthropoda; Insecta; Hemiptera; Aphididae
Source: the annotation of a GenBank genome assembly